AUGUCUAACUACAGCUACGGGCCUCCUCCGCCCCCGCCGCCUCCAUCGCAGGCAGGCCAUCAACCAUAUGGCCAUCAUCCAAACGGGUAUACCCAAAGUCUCCCAGUUCGGGGCGGAGGAUCUCACUCUCGGGGUCGCGGCGGCGGGUACAGCUACAGCGCUGGUCGCCCAGAGUAUUCCCAGCCGCCAGCUCAACCCCCUUACCAAUACUCCUAUUCUCCCCAAACCCCUGCCGCCGCAUACCCUACAGAUGGUAGUUACCAAUCUACUCAGUGGCAAGGCGAGCACGGCCCAGCGCCCCAUGCUCCCAGCCAUGCCCCUGCACCUAUUUCGUCCGCCAACUACCAUCCCAACUACGCUCAAGCUGGCUAUGCGCAGCCUCAGUAUGGUUCUCAUCCAGGCUAUGCGCCUCCGGCUCAACCACCAUAUGCCGCUCCUUAUGGUGCGGCCCCUCCCCCUGCGUCACCCCAGUGGUCAGCGCAGCCCAACCAUCAGCCGCAUAGCGGAUAUCAGGGCGGUCGCCAUCGAGGCGGCUACCAAAACGACAGAGGCGGCUCGCGCUCCGCGUCGUCGGCACGCUCAGGCAGUUACCGAGAUGACUCUGCGCAGGCCGCGGGUGCCGCUACUGGCUAUCCCGCUGGUGCUGCCCCUUAUCCAGAUCCACGUGCGCAAGCUCCCUAUGCGACGCAGCCAGCACCUCAACAGUACCAUUACGCGCCCCCUCCGCCAGCCCCGGCGGUGGCAGCUUCGGGUGCUGUAGCAGGUGCGCCUGGGCAUCGUGAUCCUUACUUCGGACAUGGACACGGAAAUAACCGACGUGGUGGUCGUGGCGGAUCCUUCCGAGAUGGCAAUAACCGCGGCCGCUUCCAUGGUGCUGGGGAUAAGCACCGCCAUAAGAAGCCAAAUGGGACUACUCAGCAGCAGUCGAAUAACGCGAACAAGCAUGCGGAGCAGCCCGCUCAUGGAAAGAAGAAAAAGCGUAAGGUCAACACACUUGGCUUGACACCAGGCGAUGCCUCGGGCUCAGAGGAGGAAGAGGAUGACGAGGGUGAGGAGAAAAAGCUGAGUGAACUUAUGGGUAACGAGGUUAUCGAAAUUCCCGACCUAGCCGCCUACAUAGCCGAACGAAAGAAGAGGUAUCCCACCAAGGCGCGAGUCGAAGCGAAGAAGGCCGCCGAGGUGGCGCAGAAACAGCAAGAAGAUGAGGAGACAUCGCGUCUAGAGCGUGAAGCCGACAAGCUUCGGCGCCAGCUAAAGAAGGUCGAGUCUUCGAUCAAGCGAAAGCGUGAACAGCAGGAUGAAGGAGACGAGAUGAGAGAUUCAACCCUUGAAGAGGACUCGGACAACGAUAAGCCUGAAGUUCAGUCUAGUCGUGCUCCGGACAGUGCCACCGCCGCAGCCGCAGCGGUCCCUUCUCAGCCUGCUAAGAAGGCAGAUAUUACCCGACAUUGCAAAUAUUACUCUACGGGAGGCAGUUGCGGGAAGAAGGGCAAGUGCCGCUUCGUUCAUGACCCUGCAGUUAGAGAAGCAGCCAUCCGCGAAAAGGAAGCCAACAACGGCCAGCUGACCAUCAAGCAACGCUUGAUACUGAACGAUAAGGAUCAGGAGGACCUCACCGUCCUCGAGUCUAUCCAGUAUCUGAGAGAGAAGGGGCUCGUCAAGACGACGUCAGCUAGCAAGCCCGGCAGUGCUACUGCUGCUUCCCCUUCGUCGCAGAGCUCGUCGAAUAAGCCAAGCAAGCCACCCAAGCCAGUUGGUAGCACCUUGUCGACGCUCCCGGCCCCUCCUCCCUCCCUGCCCGCGCCACCUAAUCGUCGCGAGAACGGCGCGGCCGCCAAGUCGUCCAACGCCGCGCCUUACGCCGGUUGGAAUUUGGGUGGCUACGGAGGCACCGGCAUCAAGCCAGAGGACCUGCCCUAG
Molecule: messenger RNA, 1920 nt
Organism: Scedosporium apiospermum
Lineage: Eukaryota; Fungi; Ascomycota; Sordariomycetes; Microascales; Microascaceae
Exons: 2
Coding region: 1-1920 (639 amino acids)
Biological process (GO): box C/D snoRNP assembly
Cellular component (GO): nucleus
Molecular function (GO): RNA binding; metal ion binding
Source: RefSeq, a predicted model, not a curated record